Messenger RNA from Chelonus insularis, 2240 nucleotides. It is a transcript of the gene Papss, whose product is annotated as PAPS synthetase. The transcript has 4 exons. The record is from RefSeq and is a predicted model, not a curated record. NCBI's taxonomy places the organism in Eukaryota, Metazoa, Arthropoda, Insecta, Hymenoptera, Braconidae. Gene Ontology annotation, biological process: 3'-phosphoadenosine 5'-phosphosulfate biosynthetic process; sulfate assimilation. The coding region runs from base 130 to 1983 and encodes 617 amino acids. Gene Ontology annotation, molecular function: ATP binding; sulfate adenylyltransferase (ATP) activity; adenylylsulfate kinase activity.
AAUUGAUAAAUUUUUGAAUGAAUAUUAAAGUUUAAAAAUACAUAGUUCAUUCAAAAAUUAAUAUAAAAUUAUUUUUUAACUUUAUUUUAUUUAGCAAUUGUUGGUGCAAGUAUUAACACGUUUUUUGAAAUGGCUUGUACAAACGUAUCAAUUCAAGCACACAAUGUAUCUCGAGCGAAAAGAGGUCACAAACUCAGCAACGUUGGAGGCUUCAGAGGCUGUACCGUCUGGUUGACUGGCUUAUCAGGUGCUGGAAAAACUUCAAUAGCUUUUCAAGUUGAAGCGAUUUUAGUAGAACGAGGAAUUGCCGCAUAUGGUUUAGAUGGAGACAACAUUAGAACUGGAUUGAAUUGCAAUCUUGGUUUCAGUCCUGAAGAUAGAAAAGAAAACAUCCGACGAGUUGCUGAAGUUGCAAAAUUAUUUGCAGAUAGUGGACAAAUUUGCUUAUGCAGUUUUGUAUCACCUUUUGAACAAGAUAGACAGAUGGCGAGAAAAAUCCAUAAAGAUUUUGAUCUACCUUUUUUCGAAAUUUUCGUUGACACUCCUCUAAAUGUUUGUGAGGCAAGAGAUACUAAAGGAUUAUAUAAAAAGGCCAGACAAGGUGUUAUUAGAGGAUUUACUGGUAUAGAUCAAAUUUAUGAACGUCCAGUCAAGCCAGAUUUAGUUGUAACAACUGAAAAUUGCACUCUAGAAGAGUCUGCAUCUCAAGUAAUUAAUUUUUUGGAGAAUCAAAAAAUUAUUCCUACAAUUUCAAAACAAUCAUGGUUAAUUCGAGAGCUUUUUGUACCAGAAUAUCGUAUAAAUGAUGCUAAAGCUGAAGCAAAUUCAUUAAAAAGUAUAGAAAUAAGUGAAAUUGAUGUGCAAUGGCUUCAGAUUUUAGCAGAAGGAUGGGCCGCACCUCUAACAGGAUUUAUGAGGGAAGACCAGUAUCUUCAAACGCAGCAUUUGAAAUGCCUUAUCGACGAGAAUGGUAAAGAAAUAAAUCAGUCGAUUCCUAUUGUCCUUCCAGUACAUUCCGAAGAUAAAUGCAGGGUAGAAGGUGAUUCAGCUGUUACUUUAAAGUAUAAAAACCAAGCAUUAGCUAUUUUAAGAAAACCUGAAUUUUAUCCACAUAGAAAAGAAGAAAGAUGUGCUAGGCAAUUUGGUACUACUGAUAUCAGACAUCCGUGUAUCAAAAUUAUUUAUCAAUCUGGAGAUUGGUUAAUGGGAGGUGAUGUAGAAGUACUAGAGAAAAUUAAAUGGAAUGAUGGUUUAGAUCAUUAUCGUUUAACUCCAAAUGAAAUACAAAUGAAAUGUAAAGAAAUGAAAGCUGAUGUUGUUUUUGCAUUCCAACUUAGAAAUCCUAUUCAUAAUGGACAUGCCCUUCUCAUGCAGGAUACGAGAAGGAGAUUGGUAGAAGAGCAUGGAUUUAAAAAUCCAGUAUUAUUAUUACAUCCUCUGGGAGGAUGGACCAAAGAUGAUGAUGUUCCUCUAUCCAUUAGAAUUCUUCAACAUAAAGCAGUGCUUGAAGAGAAUGUCUUAGAUACUAAUUCUACUCUUUUAGCUAUUUUUCCGAGUCCGAUGUUGUAUGCAGGUCCGGUAGAAGUGCAAUGGCAUGCAAAAGCUCGAAUGAAUGCAGGAGCUAAUUUUUAUAUUGUUGGAAGAGAUCCAGCUGGAAUUCCUCAUCCGAAUAAAGAUGUUACACCAGACGGGAAUUUGUACGAUCCUACACAUGGUGCUAGGGUUUUAACAAUAGCUAGAGGCUUAGAUAACUUGGAAAUUCUUCCUUUUAAAGUCGCUGCUUAUGAUACUAAGCACCAAAAAAUGGCGUAUUUUGAUCCUAAAAGACAGCAGGACUUCGACUUUAUUUCAGGAACAAGAAUGCGAGAUCUAGCAAGAAAAGGACAAGAACCACCUAACGGAUUCAUGGCUCCAAAAGCAUGGCAAAUUUUAGUCAACUAUUAUCGUAAUCUUGACGAAAAUAUGAAAGAUGUAAAAAUGUGAUACGCGUACAGUUUUAUUGUCAAAGCUUUAAUUUUAAUACUGAUUAACUUUUAACAUCAAUUUUGAUCAUUGAUCCAAAAUUUUAAAUUAAUUAUGACUACCACAAGCAAUAUAUCUUUUUAAUCUUUAGUUCAAACUAACCAGUCAAUAUUAUGAAUCAUGGUCUAAAUGUAAUUUUAUGUACAUACAUGUAUACAUAUGUAUGAUGUUAAUUUUAUAAUCUUAUUUUCAUAAAUUAUUAUUUUUAUAAUAUAUCA